Molecule: messenger RNA, 1359 nt
Organism: Setaria italica (foxtail millet)
Lineage: Eukaryota; Viridiplantae; Streptophyta; Magnoliopsida; Poales; Poaceae
Product: indole-3-glycerol phosphate lyase, chloroplastic
Exons: 6
Coding region: 199-1212 (337 amino acids)
Biological process (GO): L-tryptophan biosynthetic process
Cellular component (GO): chloroplast; cytosol
Molecular function (GO): tryptophan synthase activity
Source: RefSeq, a predicted model, not a curated record
GCAUCCUCUCAUCUAUCAACUCAUCCCCCAAACCCAAGCACACCCGAUCAACUAGUUCGAGCAAGGAGUUCAUCUCAAAACCACACAGCUCCUAGUAUAGCUUGUUACUCCUAGCCAGUAGCAAAGACACAGUGACUUGCUUCACAAACACGAGCGGGCAGCUCGGACCCAACGAUCCAUCAAGCAACAACUAGCGACAUGGCUUUCGCACUCCAGGCUGCAUCGACCACCCUGUCGUCUGCUUCGUCUCCGGCGGUUCCAUCGUCGCCGCUCCCCCGGCGCGCGUCAGCGAUGCUGACGACGAUGCCGGGCCGGAGGAGGUCUGUGAUGGCGACUGUAAGGGCGGCCGCGGUGGCUCCGGCCAAGCAGCCUGCCACCACGCCGUCGUUCAAGCUCGCCGGUGCCGGCGGGAGAUGCCUGCCGGUGUCGCAGACCAUGGCCAGGCUCAAGGCGCAGGGCAAGACGGCGUUCAUCCCGUACAUCACCGCCGGCGACCCCGACCUGGCGACGACGGGGGAGGCACUGCGGCUGCUGGACGCCUGCGGCGCCGACGUCAUCGAGCUCGGCGUGCCCUUCUCCGACCCCUACGCCGACGGGCCCGUCAUCCAGGCUUCGACGGCGCGGGCGCUCGCGAGCGGCACGACGCCGGACGGUGUCCUGGCGAUGCUGAAGGAGGUGACGCCGGAGCUGUCGUGCCCGGUGGUGCUCUUCUCCUACUUCAACCCCAUCGUGCACAGGGGGCUCGCUGAAUUCGCCGCCGCCGCCAAAGAAGCCGGUGCCCACGGUCUCAUAGUACCUGAUCUCCCGUAUGCGGCGACGUGUGCUCUCAGGAGUGAAGCUAUGAAGAACGAGCUCGAGCUGGUGCUGCUCACAACACCAAGUACACCAGAAGAUAGGAUGAAGGAGAUCACAGAAGCAUCAGAAGGAUUUGUUUAUCUGGUGAGCGUCUCUGGAGUUACGGGUCCCCGCGCAAACGUGAACACACGUGUCGAGUCCCUUAUCAAGGAGGUUAAACAGGUCACUGACAAACCUGUGGCUGUUGGCUUUGGCAUCUCGAAACCCGAGCAUGUAAAGCAGAUUGCAGAGUGGGGUGCAGAUGGGGUGAUUAUUGGCAGCGCAACGGUGAGGCAGUUGGGUGAAGCGGGGUCUCCCAAAGAAGGGUUGAAGAGAUUAGAGGGAUAUGCCCGGAGCAUGAAGAACGCACUGCCAUAAUCCGUAGAUAGAUACAUGUGCCAAUAAAUGAUUAGCUCGACUAUUCCCUGGUCUCCGACAAAGAAAGAUGUACACUAGUCAUCGAUGCUUUGUAUCUUAGGAGGCGUUUUCUUCCACUGUCUUAUUUUUAGCACGUGUCACAUCGAA